This is a messenger RNA of Egretta garzetta (little egret), 249 nucleotides long. Its product is annotated as male-specific lethal 3 homolog. The transcript has 5 exons. Gene Ontology annotation, biological process: chromatin organization; regulation of DNA-templated transcription. NCBI's taxonomy places the organism in Eukaryota, Metazoa, Chordata, Aves, Pelecaniformes, Ardeidae. The coding region runs from base 16 to 249 and encodes 77 amino acids. Gene Ontology annotation, cellular component: NuA4 histone acetyltransferase complex; MSL complex; nucleus. The record is from RefSeq and is a predicted model, not a curated record.
UCAAAGCAUGUGGCCAUGGAUAAGUCCACGACAGAGCAGAUUGUUGAUAUUGUUGUUGGAAAAGAUGAGAAAGGCAGAAAGAUUCCAGAGUAUCUGAUCCAUUUUAACGGUUGGAACAGAAGCUGGGAUAGAUGGGCAGCUGAAGAUCAUGUUCUUCGUGAUACAGACGAAAACCGCAGAUUACAGCGUAAAUUGGCACGGAAGGCUGUGGCUCGCAUGAGAAGAAAGGGAAGAAAGAAGAGACCUUGA